AUGAACUAGGAUUCUUAAUUAAGAUCAAGGUUUACCUUUUGGUUGAGUGUCAGCAAAGACUAAAAUAUUGACAAUUUUAGUGAUCAGCUUAAAUAAAUAGGCUCAUUUGGAACCGCUAGAGAAUUUUGGUCAUACUAUUCUUAUAUGGUUAAACCUGAGAAGUUACCUUUUGGAGCACAAUUUUUCUUAUUCCAAGAGCAAAUUCAACCUGUAUGGGAAGAUCCAUAAAACAUGAAUGGUGGUAGAUUAAUUCUUAGAGUGAAGAGAGGAUUUGAAAAUAGAGUGUGGGAAGAAUUAAUAUUGCACUAUCUUAAGUGAUGAUAAUCCACAUUUACAAGGCGUAUGCGGAAUCAUUGCUCACUCUAAAAAAAACUUUAUACUAAUCUCAAUAUGGAUUAAAGAUUAGAACAAAUACCCAAAAUUAUUAGAAGAAUUAACAAAAUGGAUAACAAAUUGUCUGGGUCUGUAAAAUAAAAAAGACUUUGAAUAUAUUGCUCAUCCAUAGUAAUAACAACAAGGAGAAACUUAAUGAAUAAUAUAUUUUUAUAUAAAUAUUGAUAUUAAUUGAUAUUUAAA
This is a messenger RNA of Paramecium tetraurelia, 576 nucleotides long. RefSeq lists its product as uncharacterized. Gene Ontology annotation, cellular component: eukaryotic translation initiation factor 4F complex. Lineage: Eukaryota; Ciliophora; Oligohymenophorea; Peniculida; Parameciidae. The record is from RefSeq and is a predicted model, not a curated record. Gene Ontology annotation, biological process: translational initiation. Gene Ontology annotation, molecular function: translation initiation factor activity; RNA 7-methylguanosine cap binding. The transcript is spliced from 3 exons.